This is a messenger RNA of Botrytis deweyae, 850 nucleotides long. RefSeq lists its product as uncharacterized. NCBI's taxonomy places the organism in Eukaryota, Fungi, Ascomycota, Leotiomycetes, Helotiales, Sclerotiniaceae. The coding region runs from base 587 to 850 and encodes 87 amino acids. The transcript is spliced from 2 exons. The record is from RefSeq and is a predicted model, not a curated record.
UGCAAAUCUUUCCCAGAGAUACACAUUCCCAUUCCCAUUAAUAAAACUCACAUAUCCAACAGGCUACAGUAUCUGAUCGACCGUAAUGUUGGCACAAGAAGCCAAGCCCUUUGCCAUUUAUCCAAGCUUUGCACGUUCGCUUCCACCCGGUCUUAGCAAAUCACCCCAAGCUGCGUGCGGGAAAACGCGUCCGCAUCACCGGGAGCUAGCAUUUGACAGUCAUUUGUAAAGUAAAGUGUAACAAAAUAAAUAUCCGCAAAUAGUAACAAUAAUACCGGUGUACCUAGGUAGGUAGUAUUCUCACUUACUCAUUAACUGAAGAAUCGGACAUUUGUUGAAUGAAUGUACAUACAAUGUAUUCGUGGAGGCGCGCAAUCGAUUAAGCCGCGGCUGCUUGAAAAUCAUCGGUUAGGCAAUGCUGAUCUUUGAGUGUGUUCCUAUUGGCUACGAUACUUCAACCACUCUCAUUUGAUACCUGUUUGAUCAAUCAAUUCAACACCAACCAAAUGUUGAAUAACAAGUCAACGAUGGUGAUGAAAAGGGUAUCCGGGGUUUUGGAUAACACACCAGAGACGCCGUCCAGCUCAUGAUGUUGUUGAUAGUAUCAUGGAAUAACAUCGAUAUCUACCACUUUGUUGAGCUUAUCGAUAAAGAUUUGAUCGGGAUCUCUGCGAUCGGAACAACAACCGGGCCAGAUGAGGUUGCGAGCUCCAUAUUCAACCAUAGCCAAGUGUUCCUAAGUUGGGCUGAAGCUUUGGAAAUCGGAGAGGAAGUUGUGGGUCUCAUCGACAACCUUUCUAUUGGUCUCGCGGCACAUACUUCCCGACAAGACAAUUGUCACAAAGUUUAA